This is a messenger RNA of Marmota flaviventris (yellow-bellied marmot), 1911 nucleotides long. RefSeq names its product trafficking regulator and scaffold protein tamalin (gene Tamalin). Gene Ontology annotation, molecular function: protein binding. Lineage: Eukaryota; Metazoa; Chordata; Mammalia; Rodentia; Sciuridae. Gene Ontology annotation, cellular component: plasma membrane. Gene Ontology annotation, biological process: signal transduction. The record is from RefSeq and is a predicted model, not a curated record.
CUUCCGAGGGGCGCCCAGCGCCGGAGCCAUGACCCUCCGCCGACUCAGAAAGCUGCAGCAGAAAGAGGAGGCAGCGGCCGCCCCGGACCCCGCCGGUGGGACUCCGGACUCGGAAGUCGCUCCCGCCGCUCCGGCCCCGACCCCGGCCUCGGCCCCCCCUAAUGCAGCCGCCACCCCUGGACCCACCGGGGACGAGCUGUAUGCGGCGCUGGAAGACUAUCACCCUGCCGAGCUGUACCGCGCGCUGGCGGUGUCUGGGGGCACACUGCCCCGCCGAAAGGGCUCAGGAUUCCGCUGGAAGAAUCUCAGCCAGAGUCCUGAACAGCAGCGGAAAGUUCUGACUCUGGAGAAGGAGGAUAACCAGACUUUCGGCUUUGAGAUCCAGACUUAUGGCCUUCACCACCGAGAGGAGCAGCGUGUGGAGAUGGUGACCUUUGUCUGCCGAGUUCAUGAGUCCAGCCCUGCCCAGCUGGCUGGACUUACACCAGGGGACACCAUCGCCAGUGUCAAUGGCCUGAAUGUGGAAGGCAUCCGGCAUCGGGAGAUUGUUGACAUCAUCAAGGCUUCUGGUAACAUUCUCAGACUGGAAACUCUGUAUGGGACAUCAAUUCGGAAGGCAGAACUGGAAGCUCGGUUGCAGUACCUGAAGCAAACCCUGUAUGAGAAGUGGGGAGAAUACAGGUCCCUAAUGGUUCAGGAACAGCGACUGGUACAUGGCCUGGUGGUCAAAGACCCAAGCAUCUAUGACACUUUGGAGUCCGUGCGCUCCUGCCUCUACGGUGCAGGCCUGCUCCCCGGCUCCCUGCCCUUCGGGCCUCUGCUUGCGGCGCCCGGGGGUCCCCGCGGGGGCACCCGUCGGGCCAGGGGCGACGCUGAAGACGCUGUCUACCACACUUGCUUCUUUGGGGGCACCGGCACGGAGUCCCGGGCGCUGCCGUCCCCGCCGCCCCCAACGCGUGGCCCCGGCCCGAGCCCUGCAGAGGCGCCGACCUUGGUGACCUGCCCCGGGCCGCGGGCCACGCUGAGCCGCAGCGCUAGCGUUCGGUGCGCGGGCCCCAGCGGGGGUGGCGGCAGGGGCGCGCCUGGCGCGCUCUGGACUGAGGCUCGGGAGCAGGCCCUGUGUGGCCCUGGCCUGCGCAAAACCAAGUACCGCAGCUUCCGCAGACGACUGCUCAAGUUCAUUCCCGGACUCAACCGCUCCCUGGAGGAGGAGGAGAGCCAGCUGUAGGGGCGGGGGCAGGUGGGGGAGGUAUUUAUUUAUUUAUUCAUUUGUAAAAGCCAGUGCUCAAAGUGGGGUGGUAGCACAGGGCCCAAAGGACCCCAGGAGCCCAGAGCAGCGGGAGAGGGUCCUUGCGAGCCCUGGCCAGCCUGAUGGUUUCUCUGCUUUCCUCUGCAAAGCAAGGGAGCCCAGGCCUCUUCUCCCGUAAACCACAGUAGGAGUCAGGACAGGUGGAGAACAAGCAUUCAGGGUCGGGAGAGGUUUGGGGACCAAAGAUGGAUGUGUUAUCCUCCAGUCUGGGUCAGUAGUGCCUUGUGGGGUGGCCAGGAAAACUCCUCCACCUAGAAGGGGGUCCCUGCCCCAUGAAGCCCUCUCCUCAGCUUUACUUGCUCCCAGCCCCCUUAGCCUUGGGGAGAAGUGGCCCUGGGUGGGUCAUUCCUCUACCCUACACACACGCUAUUCCAGCGGAUCAGAGGGCCCUGAGGGGGCAAGGUGCUGGUCCCUUCCCUCUGGCUUGACCCCUAAGGGCUUGGCCCCUCCCAAGGGCCUAUAACUAAGUUGGAUCCUGCCAGGAGGGGGUCCUGGGUUCUGUGCCCCUUGGGGAACAGGAUUGGGCAUGUUCAGGUGGGGUGGGGACUGCUCAGACUGCUCCACCAUUUCGCCUAUGUUGCUUCUGAAACACAAACUGUAUA